Fomitopsis serialis is the source of this 834-nucleotide messenger RNA. RefSeq lists its product as uncharacterized. The coding region runs from base 1 to 834 and encodes 277 amino acids. The transcript has a single exon. Lineage: Eukaryota; Fungi; Basidiomycota; Agaricomycetes; Polyporales; Fomitopsidaceae. The record is from RefSeq and is a predicted model, not a curated record.
AUGCCCGCGGAAGGCCUCGUCGUCGGACGUGGCCCGACCUGCAAGAGCCGGAGCGUGAGUCACGUCCAACGAUGUAGCACGAAGGGUGAAGGAGAGGUGGGGGAGUGGGAGACAAACGAGAGGCACGGGCUACAAGCACGUAGCCCGCUUUGUGAACUCCCCGCCAUUCUCGCCCACUCGCUUGCCCUUCUGGACGCCCGCCCGCCCAUCCUACCGCCUCUACCGCCCUCGAACUUGCCUGGCAACGUUGGCCAUCGACGCACACACUAUGCGCUACCCUUCCACACACAUACACACGUGGCCCAUCCUUUCGCGAGCGCCAGCCCGACCAGCCUUUACGACUCGCGCGCUCACACUCCACUCCCUUCCCCUCGUUUAACGAGCGCCGCUACGCACCGCAGUGGUCUCGUCGACCGCACGUCCCCCGCGCCCGGCCCAUUCAUAUAUUCCUCCACCUGCUUUGCCGGCUACCGCAGCCCCCACAAAUCGGCGAGUCUCCCAGGCCCCUCGUCCUCCCUCUACGUCGUACCCCGCACUCUCCCGACCCUCACCAGUGCCCACACGCGCAGGGUUGUGCACUUGCGCGCCCGCCUCGCCCUCCAGCCGCUGUUGGACCCACCGACCAUCCCUGAAGAUCGCCCUCCCACUCCGCUAUCCCCCACCCUCAGAACAGCGGGUGCUGUGCGGCGUCGCCCCGCUUGUAUGACUCCACCGUCCACCUUCCGUCCCCCGCUUUCGCCGUCGCAGCCGGCCAGCCCCGUGAGUCUGCGACUCAGCCUCCCCGUCCUUCCCCUCCAACUACUACCUGGCCUCUCUCGGCUGCUCCAUGCGUAG